Messenger RNA from Anguilla rostrata (American eel), 3906 nucleotides. It is a transcript of the gene clic1, whose product is annotated as chloride intracellular channel 1. The record is from RefSeq and is a predicted model, not a curated record. The transcript is spliced from 7 exons. Lineage: Eukaryota; Metazoa; Chordata; Actinopteri; Anguilliformes; Anguillidae. Bases 525 to 1253 code for a protein of 242 amino acids.
CAGAGCACAAUUAUUCAGACUCAUCACCCUCCUCGUGCCUCCCUGUCUGCCUAGUUAUUUUCUUUUAAAAACUUGACAGUUUAACAGUUAUUCAAGUUUCGUUCUAUUAGCACACACCUCUUUCUCUUGUGUGUAUUUGUUGGCGUUUAAACCCUAUACGUUUUUCAUAUUUUAAUCACAUCUCGUUUGUCCAAGUUAGCGGGUUCGGUUGUACAUUUUCGUAUUCAGGAAACGGCGAGUUAGUACGCGCGAGGGAGGGGGAAUCGUGCAGGCGCCUACGCCGCGAGCUUCUGUAAAGUGCUGUCCACACUCCUGAACAAAGCACCGCGAGUCAUUUUAACAAUAUUUAUAUAACAUAUAUAAAACAUCAUCAUAAUAUACACUUAUCACGCGUUGACAAGCGCUUUAGCUAAGUAAGACAACUUUUAUUUCCAAGGACAUUGAAAGAAACACAUUGUUUGCUGCAGAGCGGAAGGUGAACCUUGGUUGUCUCGUUACGACGUCUCUUAAGUAUUCAGGAGAACAUGAGUGACGAAAAUCGACCUGAAGUUGAACUUUUUGUGAAGGCAGGCAGUGAUGGGCAGAGCAUUGGAAACUGCCCCUUCUCCCAGCGCCUCUUUAUGGUGCUGUGGCUGAAAGGAGUCACCUUCAACGUCACAACUGUUGACAUGAAGAGAAAGCCAGACAUCCUGAAAGACCUGGCUCCUGGAGCUCAGCCCCCGUUCCUGCUGUACGGCGCCGAGGUCAAAACCGACACCAACAAGAUCGAGGAGUUUCUGGAGGAGAACCUCAGUCCCCCAAAGUACCCGCGUCUGGCCGCCCGUAACCCCGAGUCCAACACGGCCGGGGUGGACGUCUUCGCCAAGUUCUCCGCCUACAUCAAGAACUCGAACCCGCAGCUUAACGACAACCUAGAGAAGGGCCUCUUGAAAGCUCUGAAGAAGCUGGACGACUACCUCAGCACUCCACUUCCUGAAGAGAUCGAUGAAAACAGCGCGGACGAUGUCACUUCCUCUUCCCGCCCCUUCCUUGAUGGGCAGGAACUCACACUGGCUGACUGCAACCUGCUUCCAAAACUGCACAUCGUCAAGGUGGUGUGUCUGAAGUACCGCGGGUUCUCCAUCCCUCGCUCACUCACCGCUCUGUGGCGGUAUCUGGAUGCCGCCCAAUCACGGGAGGAGUUCUCCUCCACCUGCCCCAGCGACAGCGAGAUCAACAUGGCCUAUGCCUCUGUGGCCAAAGCGCUCAAAUAGGGAACACAUGCACGCACACACACACACACGCGCGCGCGCACACACGCGCACACACACACACACACGCGCGCGCAUACACGCACGCACACACACACACGCGUACGCACACACGCGCGCACACACACACACGCACGCACACAUAAACACGCAUACACAAACACACACACACGCGCGCACACACAGCAGAAACAUGCCAGUAGAGUAGAUGCUAUGUGCUUGCAGGUGAACUGAAGGUAUUGCUGUUCCUUCUUCCUUUCUGCACUCAGAAGAACGAGCUGUGCUUUUGCUGAAGGAUGCAUCCAGAGGAGGAAGACCCAGGUUCAUUUUCCCCAGUAUUUCCUUCUCAUCGACUGGAUUUUCUGAUUAGCACAAGUCAGGAGGUAGAGCUAAUGAGUGAAAUCAGCUGGCUGAGUUCCUGGGUGUAAGAAACACACGGCAGCACUUUUACAUUCUGACCCCUGGACCUUCCACCUCAGGAUGUGUUUGCACCACACAGUUUCUACACUCACCGCAAACUCAGCUACCCACCUUUAAUGCUGGAGUUCGUUAAGAGGGCGUGGCCAGGUAUGAUACCAUGGAAACGGAUGUUCUGCACCACGUUAUGAAAACUAGGGCCAUUCUAAAAUGGCCGCCCAUAAUCUGAACCCAACGGCCAUUCUAAAAUGGCUGACCAUACUCUGGACCUGAGGGCCAUUCUAAAAUGGCCAACCAUACUCUAGACCCAACAGCCACUCUAAAAAAAUUUCCCGCUUAGUCUUUUUUUGUCCCCUUGAAGACUCUGUGUUUGCAGAGCAUUGGCCCGCCGUUGUCAUGGGGAUUUGAGUACUCAUGUAGGCUGUGUUUUGGGCCCAGGUCAGCAAUGAGGGGCUUCAAAAUUUUAUAAUGUGGCUCUGAAAUGUGUGACCUGCUCAGGUUGAUAAAAUGGAGCAAACCUUUCUUCAAACCAUUAAAAAAUUUUUUUUUUUUUAACUUUCAGUUUUCUGAAACUCGCUGUCCCUUGGCGGUUCCUUUGUUGAGCGCAGUUUGGGGUGCCCCGUCUGGGGUCCCGGAGGCCGUGAGGUAGAGGUGUCACCGCAGUGGAGCUGCUUCACUGCGUAGCGUAUGAACCACAGCAGAGCGUCCAUGUUGCCAGAGAAUCAUAAAUGGGAGUCUUUUACAUUUCAAAUGCAGGAACGGGACAUGCGGAUGUUUUCUAGUUUUAUUUAUCUCGUUUGCGGAAGUGCACAGGGUAUAAAGGGAGGCCUUCCACGUGGCCUUAAUUGAAGGGAAGAUGUUGCCACAUAUUUGCUUCCUUUUUUUUCUUCUAGAUUAGGUUUGUUUAUUUUUUAUUUAAAAUAAAAAGAAAUGAAAACACCUAAGGUGGCCUUUUAUAGUGAAUUUAAAAUCUGUCAUUUGAUUUGACUGUGGCGUUCAUAUGAAGUGAUUUCAUGUGGGGCCUGGGGGACGUGAUUUCCUAUAAGACAGGCCUGGGGGACGUGUUGUCCUAUAAGACAGGCCUGGGGGAUGUGAUGUCCUAUAAGACAGGCCUGGGGGAUAUGAUGUCCUAUAAGACAGGCCUGGGGGAUGUGAUGUCCUAUAAGACAGGCCUGGGGGAUAGGAUGUCCUAUAAGACAGGCCUGGGGGAUGUGAUGUCCUAUAAAACAGGCCUGGGGGAUAUGAUGUCCUAUAAGACAGACCUGGGGGACGUGAUGUCCUAUAAGACAGGCCUGGGGGAUGUGAUGUUCUAUAAGACAGGCUUGGGGGACGUGAUGUCCUAUAAGACAGGCCUGGGGGACGUGAUGUCCUAUAAGACAGGGUUCUGUUCUCUUGCUGCAGUGAACCCAAGAUCCCCCCACCCCACCAAUGAAGAAAAGGAACCAAAAUCUUUCAAAAUGUAGAAAUAAGGACUGAAUUUGUGUUAAUUAACUAAAUAUAUAUAUCACCAGAGAAUUUUUUUCACUUUCAUUUUUCUGCUCCUUUUCUGGUUUUGGUUUAUGUUCUUCCUUGAACUCUUUUUUUCUCACAACUUUCUGGUUUUCACAGUUUUCACAGAUUCCACAGGUUCUUGUAAAACUUUGUUUGUAAAAUGGCAGGGAGGAGAACUGGGUUUUGGGUAAUGUUUCUCUUUUUUCGCAUAUUAGCUACGCAUAUUCCGACUGCAUUUUCUUUCUAAUUUUGAAUUUGAAUUUUGAAAGUAUUUGCGUAAUUGGCAGUAAAAACUGUCAGAGCAUAAUGUUACCAAUCAAUCCAUCAGCUUGUCACACCUGACUUUCGUUCAACAAGAGAACGUCUGCACCCAAGUUCACUUCAACGUGGAUCAUUUUAAAAACUAGAAACAAAUAUUACCUUUAUUACAAUCAGUUAUAAAAAGCCAAAUGAUUCUUUUCUUACCAUCCAAUCUUUCUGCAGCCAUUUUUGUUCACUCUGUGCUAACAGUUCAGACUGUUACUGAACGUUGCCGGUGAACAGAAAGGCUUUAAACCCAAGCUAACGUUUGUUUUGUUUUUAACGUCUGUUUUUGGUGGCAGUCGAAAACUUAAACUUAUUUUGAAAGUGAAAUGUCUUCUUUUAUUAUUUCUGUUUUGUUGGUUAGUCAAAAGGAGUCUGAUUUUGAGAAUGUCAAUCUGUUAAACCCUGAUCAAAAGAAUUCAAUAAAAUAAAGAUUUGUCAGAGA